Molecule: messenger RNA, 1497 nt
Organism: Symbiodinium sp. CCMP2592
Lineage: Eukaryota; Dinophyceae; Suessiales; Symbiodiniaceae
Source: the annotation of a GenBank genome assembly
AUGUCCGACGGCAGCCAUGGGCAACUGGUUGGCUUCCUGCUUUUGAUUGCCGGCCUCCCUGCAUACGAGGCAACGUGUGUGGUGGUCGGCACGGAUGCGCCAGUGCACACGACCCUCGAGGGCCAUGCUGCCUGGUCCAUCGAAUUCGGGGGUGGCGUGAAGCAUGGCUAUCUGGACGACAGCCGGCUGGUGAACCUUUGCAAAGCACUCGGCCCCUCCAUUUUGAGAGUCGGAGGGUCCAGCCAAGAUGAGGUGACCUAUGACUUCGGCGUUAAGCCGCAAGAGGGUACCUUCGGCCCUUCCGACAUUGAUAAGGUCUUCAGGUUCGCGAAUGCAACAGGCUGGCUUAUCGUAUGGGGACUGAGCUACAUGAGGCGUCCGGAGAGUGCAACGUCAGUUCCCGGGCCUGUCAACUUGGCUCAGCUGGCCCAGGUACUGCAGUAUCACUUGGAGCACGACCGGCCUUUUGGAUACGAGCUGGGAAAUGAGCCAGAUCCACAUUGCCCCGAUCCGAGCAACCCUAAGUGCUCGGUAUCCGUGAAGGAACACGUGCAGGAUGACCUCAUGCUCUCUCAGCUGCUUCAGUACACAUAUGCCUUAGCAGGAGUUGGCAGCGACCAUCGCCCCCUGGUUAUAGGACCUGAUGCAGCUCACUGCUGUAAUUAUCUGGAGAACUUCACUGCCGCUGCAGCAGCUGCCAAGUGGGAGCCAGACGUUCUGACCUGGCACCACUAUUACUUUGACAACCAGUCCCCAGUAUCUAAAUUUGUCGACCCACGGACACUGGACUCCCUCCAGUCCUUGGCAAACUUGACUGUGGCAAUGCGAGACAAGUACACUCCGCGAAGCAUGCUCUGGGUCGGGGAGAGCGCCAGCGCCUGGGGUGGCGGUGUCCCCAAUGCCUCGGACCGCUUUGCAGCUAUUUUCACUGACCUGGACCAAGUUGCCACCCUGUCGAGGCUGGGAUACACCGGCGUGGUGCGGCAGGGGCUGUUCGGCAGCGGAGGGUAUUCGGUCAUCUCUGCAGCUGAGGGGUUGACACCCAACCCGUCAUACUGGGCAUACUUGGCAUACAAGCGUUUCAUGGGUGCCAGAGUGCUAGAGGCCGGGGAGCUGGGCGGCUACGUGAGGAGCUAUGCGCACUGCCACCCGACUCUUGCUGGUGCCAUAACUGUGAUGAUUUUGAACGUUUCGCCGAAGCCGAGCACGGUCACGGUGCUGCUAUCGUCCGUGAGCUUUGAAGCAGGACCUCCAAAUUCUUGGACCGAAUACCACCUCACGAUGCCGCCAGCAGCCGGCAUGAACCUUACGACUACAGACAUCGCCGUGAACGGGAAGGUGAUGAAAGCGCACGAGGAUGGGACGGUCCCUGCCUUUCUCCCCAAGCAAGGGGGCGGAUCCGGUGGAGUGACCCUCAAGCCGUAUUCGGCUGCCUUCUUAGUCUUUGAGAAGGCACAAGCACCUGCAUGUAGUGGCGUGGAGACGGUACUUAUAUAG